GUGACGGGAGGGGUGAAGGGGGAGAAGCAGUCUUAUGCUGGAUCUUCCACUCAUUCUCAGUUUUCGCCCCGCAUCCCUGACGCUCCUCAGUCACUGUGACCCCCCCAACACAGGAGGCUCCUCCUAACGCGUCCACCAGAGGGGGAAUAACCCCGAAACACCCAAACGCUCCAUGUCAUCAAAAACAGGGGUGUCAUCUUCCUGGUGUGUUUGCCAAAUACCAGAUCACAUGACCUGUUGCUCCGCAGACCCCCGCAGCACAGGAGACCCGCGCGAACCAAUGCACUAAUCGCCUGCCCCGGGCAUAGGAGGAGCUUGGCGCUUAAGUAGGCUGCCAAUCAGCCCAUCAGCUCCACAUGCAGGAGCUCCCGCGGCCGCGCGCUCGUAUCACUCCGCAGCGGAGGUGCCAAACUGCGGCUGAGACGCGACAGAGAGGAGAAGCUUUCUGAAAAAGAAGGGCAAAUCUUCAACUUUUACCCCCCUAUCCGUUCCUUCAGAGGAUUCCCACUGCCCCCCCACCCCAACACCCCCUCCCUCAACUCCUUGCUGUUGACUUCAGGGGAGAUCUACUGCGCGCCUCCUCCGGACAUGUCCUUCCCUCAGCUGGGCUACCCCCCGUUCCUCAGCGCCUCUCAUGAAAUGUACGGGAGCGAGCGGCCGGCUUCAGCCCGCGAGGCAGCCACGGAGGGAGGCGUGGGCUCCCCCGCAGCGGCGGCGGCCGUGAGCUCCAUGCUGGGGGUGUACGGGAGCCCGUGGGCUCAGAGUUACAGUGCCUUCCUGCCGUACAGCGGAGCCGCAGACCUCGCGCUCUUGUCCCAGAUGGGCUCUCAGUACGAGCUGAAGGACACGGGCUCCCACGCGACCCUGCCGGUCCACGCCGCGCAGAGCUUCUACCCGUACGGCCAGUAUCCGUACGGAGACCCCUCCAGAGCCAAAACGGCCACCAGGGAGACCACCAGCACCCUGAAGGCCUGGCUGCAGGAGCACCAGAAGAACCCCUACCCCACCAAAGGGGAGAAGAUCAUGCUGGCGAUCAUCACGAGGAUGACGCUCACGCAGGUCUCCACGUGGUUUGCAAACGCCCGCAGGCGCCUGAAGAAGGAGAACAAAGUGACUUGGGGCCGCAGCGCCGAGGACCGGGACGGCCGCAUCUUCAGCAGCGACAACGAGGACGAGCACGAGCACGGCAAAAACGGCAGCGACGGAGAAGACGAAGAGGAGAUCGACCUGGAAACUGUCGAUAUAGAGCGACCAGAGGAGCAGCGAGCGGAGGAGCAGAGCUCCGACAGGGGAACGGCGGAGGCCGGCCUGCCGGUGGGAGGGCGGGCCUCGGAGAGCAUCAGGACGCUUUCUGCAGAGGGCCAGAGGGGAGUGCACGCGGCGCAGCCUCUCCCGCCCGCAGUCAAACUUGCAGCGGACCAUUCCCCCAGCGCACAGGAGUGUCAGAGGCCCCCCCAAAACAAACCUAAAAUCUGGUCUUUGGCUGAGACCGCUACGACCCCCGACAGCUUGCACAAGUCCUCCUCAGCGGCCUUGGCGCAUCACGCGGCUUUGGCCUCCCCCGCCCACCCUGCCUUAUUGCCGGCUCAUGGAAUAUAUACGUGUCAGAUUGGCAAGCUACACAACUGGGCCAACACGGCUUUGCUGAAUGCCAACUCGAUUUUGAACAUGAGAUCCCUCCUGGGAGGGGCGCCUGGCGCCCACCUGUCUCUCCAAGGCGCGGUGCCGGCCGCGCGUCAUGACGCACGGCCUGCAGCGGCCGCUGCGGGAAACUCUGGGACGGAGGACGAAAGCGACGCAGAGUCGACAGGAAGCUUCAGUCCAAAAAGAGACGAUGAGGAGAGCGACCACGGGCCUGACCCCCUGAAGUCUCCAUUUCAGCUGAUCACUGACAGGUCUCAUCACGGAGCCGCAUCACAGCGAGUCCUCGCAACAACGUUAUGAGGAGAUCCAACACAUCCUAAAACAUUGGAAAAAGGUUUUAUUCAGAGGAGAACGUUCCAUGGCGGAUAUUUUUCUGUCGUUUGUAUCACCGUUUAGAUGAGGACCCAGCUUUGCUCACAUCUCUCCUUCAUGUUUUCUGUUUUGAUCUUUUGCUCAUUUCUUGUGAACUCUCUGAAAUUGUAAAUACAGGCUAUGAAUUUGUCUUUAAGAAAUCUAUUUUUUGGAAAAUAAAUAAAUGUCAAUAUAGUCCUUUAUAAUUGUAAA
Molecule: messenger RNA, 2208 nt
Organism: Oryzias latipes (Japanese medaka)
Lineage: Eukaryota; Metazoa; Chordata; Actinopteri; Beloniformes; Adrianichthyidae
Gene: irx1b
Product: iroquois homeobox 1b
Biological process (GO): cell development; neuron differentiation; regulation of transcription by RNA polymerase II
Cellular component (GO): nucleus
Molecular function (GO): DNA-binding transcription factor activity, RNA polymerase II-specific; RNA polymerase II cis-regulatory region sequence-specific DNA binding
Source: RefSeq, a predicted model, not a curated record